Messenger RNA from Acomys russatus (golden spiny mouse), 537 nucleotides. RefSeq lists its product as uncharacterized. The coding region runs from base 1 to 537 and encodes 178 amino acids. The transcript has a single exon. The record is from RefSeq and is a predicted model, not a curated record. NCBI's taxonomy places the organism in Eukaryota, Metazoa, Chordata, Mammalia, Rodentia, Muridae.
AUGCCUCACCUGCCCCUGCCACCUGUAGCUAUACCUCACCUGCCCCUGCCACCUGUAGCUAUACCUCACCUGCCCCUGCCACCUGUAGCUAUGCCUCACCUGCCCCUGCCACCUGUAGCUAUGCCUCACCUGCCCCUGCCACCUGUAGCUAUACCUCACCUGCCCCUGCCACCUGUAGCUAUACCUCACCUGCCCCUGCCACCUGUAGCUAUACCUCACCUGCCCCUGCCACCUGUAGCUAUACCUCACCUGCCCCUGCCACCUGUAGCUAUGCCUCACCUGCCCCUGCCACCUGUAGCUAUACCUCACCUGCCCCUGCCACCUGUAGCUAUGCCUCACCUGCCCCUGCCACCUGUAGCUAUACCUCACCUGCACCUGCCACCUGUAGCUAUGCCUCACCUGCCCCUGCCACCUGUAGCUAUGCCUCACCUGCCCCUGCCACCUGUAGCUAUGCCUCACCUGCCCCUGCCACCUGUAGCUAUGCCUCACCUGCCCCUGCCACCUGUAGCUAUGCCUCACCUUUGUCUCCCUCUGUAG